AUGUCGUGGCAGAGCUCCGUGUCCUGGCAACCAGACACAUCGUGGGCGCAACCGCACGGCCUCGGGGCCGCGGUCGGGCCGUGGGCGCUGGCAGGGAACGACAGUGCCUCACGGCGUGGGCCUGCUCUGUUCCGCCGGACAGCGAGGGACUACUACUUGUCGAGACGGUCCGGCCAGAUCUACCGCGACCGCUCGUCGGUGGCGCACGUGCCCCGUGGUGGCGGCGGCGCUGGCAAGCGGCUGGAGCUGCAGAGCGUAGUGACCAAUGCGAGCCGCGCCAUCGUUGUGGCGCCCAACACUUCUUUCGCCAGCAAUGAUGGCAUCCUUACAACGGCCACCGUCUGCACCGCCGCCGGCCGCGACUCCGGGGACAUGGAGAUGGUGAAGUACAGAGACAAGUACAACAACGCCUUGUCCCGCGAGGUCUCGUUCUCGCGCGACAACCACGACAAGCUCUACGUUAGCGCUCGGCGGGACGCGCCCAGCUUCGGUAACAGCAUCAGCGUCGCGUCGUACAGCCAGAGCCAGUACUACGAUGACGACGGUGGUGUACACCACGAUUACGACGACGAGGACGACGGUGAGAUCGAGGUGAGGGUCGGAAAGCCUGUCAGCAUCGCUGGCUUGUUUAAGUACUCGACGCCGCUGGACAUCGUGCUCCUCGUGCUCGGGUGCAUCGGUGCCAUGAUCAACGGCGGCUCGCUGCCGUGGUACUCGUACCUGUUCGGGAAUUUCGUCAACAAGAUUGUCAACGCCGACAAGACGCAGAUGAUGAAGGACGUCAAGCAGAUCAGCUUGUACAUGGUGAUCCUUGCUGCAGUUGUUGUCAUAGGAGCCUAUCUUGAGAUCACGUGCUGGAGGAUCAUUGGCGAGAGGUCAGCGCUGAAGAUGCGGCGGGAGUAUUUGAAGGCAGUGUUGAGGCAGGAAAUCGGAUUCUUCGAUACGGAGGUGAGCACUGGAGAGGUGAUGCAAAGCAUCUCCAGUGAUGUCGCUCAAGUCCAGGAAGCCAUGGGAGAGAAGAUGGCAGGCUUUGUGCAUCACGUCUUCACCUUCAUCUUCGGCUACGUGGUUGGCUUCGCCAAAUCAUGGAAGAUUGCUCUCGCCGUCUUCGCCGUCACGCCUCUUAUGAUGUCGUGCGGCAUGGCCUACAAGGCCAUAUACGGUGGCCUCACCGCCAAGGAAGAGGCAUCGUACCAACGUGCCGGCAGUGUGGCCCAGCAGGCUAUCAGCUCCAUCCGGACGGUCCUGUCCUUUGUCAUGGAGGACCGGCUGGCAGACAAGUACGCCGAGUGGCUGAACAAGGCGGCUCCGAUCGGCAUAAAGAUGGGCUUCGCCAAGGGCGCCGGCAUGGGGGUGAUCUACCUGGUGACAUACACCCAGUGGGCGCUGGCGUUGUGGUACGGCUCGCAGCUGGUCGCCAAGGGUGAGAUCAAAGGCGGCGACGCCAUCGCCUGCUUCUUCGGCGUGAUGGUCGGAGGAAGGCACGUACAGCGCAGGGGUUUGGCGCUGUCGCUGUCCUACUACGCGCAGUUCGGGCAGGGGACGGUCGCGGCGGGGCGGGUGUUCGAGAUCAUCGACCGCGUGCCGGAGAUCGACGCGUACAGCGGCGGAGGGCUGGCGCUGUUGGCGUUGAGGGGGCGGAUCGAGUUCAAGGACGUGGAGUUCGCAUACCCGUCGCGGCCGGAGGCCAUGAUCCUGUACAACCUGAACCUGACCAUCCCCGCGGCCAAGAUGGUGGCGCUCGUGGGCGUCAGCGGAGGGGGAAAGUCCACCAUGUUCGCGCUCAUCGAAAGGUUCUACGACCCAACGCGAGGAUCGAUCACGUUGGACGGACGGGAUCUGGCGUCGCUGAAUCUCAAGUGGCUGCGCUCGCAGAUCGGCUUGGUUGGGCAGGAGCCGAUCCUGUUCGCCACCUCCAUCAUAGAGAACGUGAUGAUGGGGAAGGAGAACGCAACGAGGCAAGAGGCCAUCGCGGCCUGCACCGAGGCCAAUGCUCACAUCUUCGUCCUAGGCCUACCUGAUGGCUACGACACGCAGGUUGGGGACCGUGGGACCCAGCUGUCGGGGGGCCAGAAGCAGCGGAUCGCGCUCGCGCGUGCCAUCAUCCGUGCCCCGCGCAUCCUGCUGCUGGAUGAGCCCACCAGCGCGCUGGACGCCGAGUCCGAGGCCGUGGUGCAGCAGUCCAUCGACCGCCUUUCCGCCGGCCGCACAGUCGUCGUCAUCGCUCACCGCCUUUACACUGUCCGCAAUGCCGACACCAUUGCUGUGCUCGACCGCGGGGCCGUCGUGGAGUCCGGCUGCCACGCCGACCUCAUAGCUCGGGGCGGCCCCUACGCUGCCCUGGUGAAGCUCGCAUCGGACAGCGGCAGCUUCACGGACGAGUCAGGGCACGACAUGUCGGUAUCAAAGUCAAGGUACGGAUUUCACACGAUACAAGAAGAGGCAGAGCAGAAGGAUGCGCACGCCAAGGACGCCAAGGUCAGGGUCUCUGAGAUAUGGAAGCUGCAGAGGCGGGAAGGCCCCUUGCUGAUCCUGGGAUUUCUGAUGGGCAUACACGCAGGCGCGGUGUUUUCGGUGUUCCCGCUGCUGCUGGGCCAGGCUGUCGAGGUGUACUUCGACGCAGACAAGUCAAAGAUGAAGCGGCAGGUGGGAUAUCUGGCAACGGCCGUGGUUGGUCUCGGCGUGGCCUGCAUCCUGACUAUGACGGGGCAGCAGGGUCUGUGCGGAUGGGCGGGCGCUAGGCUCACCAUGCGUGUCCGCAACCGCCUCUUUCGCGCCAUCAUGCGGCAGGAGCCCGCGUGGUUCGACGAGGAAGACAACGCGAUGGGUGUCCUCGUGACACGCCUUGCACGGGACGCCAUAGCAUUCCGGUCCAUGUUCGGCGACCGUUACGCCGUGCUCCUGAUGGCCGUGGGCUCAGCAGGCGUGGGUCUCGGCAUAUGCUUCGCGCUGGACUGGAAACUCACGCUGGUCGCAAUGGCCUGCACGCCGUUGACACUUGGUGCCAGCUACCUCAACCUCCUCAUCAACGUCGGUCCAAAAUCGGAUGACGGCGCAUACGCACGGGCCAGCAGCAUUGCAGCCGGCGCCGUGUCGAACGUGCGCACAGUCGCCGCUCUCUGCGCCCAGAGCAACAUCGUCGGCACAUUCAACCGGUCGCUGGAGGGUGCCAUAGCCAAGGCUCGGCGGAGGUCACAAUUCAUGGGCAUCAUCCUCGGGCUCUCCCAAGGCGCCAUGUACGGUGCUUACACGGUGACCCUCUGGGCCGGCGCAUACUUUAUUAAGAGAGACGAGUCCACCUUCGGCGAUGUGUCAAAGAUCUUCCUCAUCCUUGUCCUCAGCUCCUUCUCCGUUGGUCAACUGGCUGGUCUCGCCCCCGACACAUCCGGUGCACCGGUGGCCAUCGCCUGCAUACUAUCCAUUUUGAAGCGCAGGCCAGCAAUCGACAAGGACCGGACCGAGCGGCGAACAAUCAAGAACGGGAGACCCAUCGACGUCGAGCUGAAGAAAGUGACAUUUGCAUACCCGUCACGCCCGAACCUGAUGGUGUUGAAUGAGUUCUCGAUGUGUGUGAAGGCAGGGAGCACUGUUGCGAUGAUCGGUGCAAGCGGGAGCGGGAAGUCCACGGUGGUCUGGCUGGUACAGCGGUUCUACGACCCGGUGGGCGGGAAGGUGAUGGUCGGCGGCGUGGAUGUGCGGGAGCUGGACCUUAAGUGGCUCAGGGGGGAGUGCGCAAUGGUGGGCCAGGAGCCAUCUUUGUUCAGUGGGUCUAUCAGAGAAAACAUCGGGUUUGGCAAUCCAAAAGCCUCAUGGGCAGAAAUUGAAGAGGCUGCCAAGGAGGCCAACAUCCAUAAGUUCAUCGCUGGGCUUCCCCAAGGUUAUGAUACUCAGGUCGGAGAGAGUGGAGUCCAGUUGUCAGGGGGUCAGAAGCAGAGGAUUGCAAUUGCACGAGCAAUCGUUAAGCAGUCCAAGAUACUACUUCUGGACGAGGCUAGCAGCGCGCUAGACCUCGAAUCCGAAAAGCACGUGCAGGAAGCCCUUAGAAAAGUCUCACGGCGUGCAACGACGAUCAAGGUGGCGCACCGCCUCUCCACGGUGCGCGAGGCCGACCGCAUCGCCGUUGUGAGCAAUGGGAGGAUCGUCGAGCUUGGCAGCCACGACGUCCUUCUAGCUAACCAUGGCGACGGCUUGUAUGCCGCGAUGUUGAAGUCGGAGGUGGAGGCGCAGGCAUUCGCGUAG
Messenger RNA from Phragmites australis (common reed), 4239 nucleotides. Its product is annotated as ABC transporter B family member 19-like. Lineage: Eukaryota; Viridiplantae; Streptophyta; Magnoliopsida; Poales; Poaceae. Gene Ontology annotation, biological process: transmembrane transport. Gene Ontology annotation, cellular component: membrane. The record is from RefSeq and is a predicted model, not a curated record. The transcript is spliced from 10 exons. The coding region runs from base 1 to 4239 and encodes 1412 amino acids. Gene Ontology annotation, molecular function: ABC-type transporter activity; ATP binding; ATP hydrolysis activity.